Arabidopsis thaliana (thale cress) is the source of this 1238-nucleotide messenger RNA. It is a transcript of the gene SDH2-3, whose product is annotated as succinate dehydrogenase 2-3. Gene Ontology annotation, molecular function: iron-sulfur cluster binding; oxidoreductase activity; 2 iron, 2 sulfur cluster binding. NCBI's taxonomy places the organism in Eukaryota, Viridiplantae, Streptophyta, Magnoliopsida, Brassicales, Brassicaceae. Gene Ontology annotation, cellular component: mitochondrion; mitochondrial inner membrane; respiratory chain complex II (succinate dehydrogenase). The record is from RefSeq and is marked reviewed. The transcript is spliced from 4 exons. Gene Ontology annotation, biological process: tricarboxylic acid cycle. Bases 136 to 882 code for a protein of 248 amino acids.
AUUGACUACAGGCUCUAGGCUGUCCACGUGUCAUUUCCAUGCACAUGUCUCUCUCCUGCAGAUACUUUCUCACCAAGGAUUUUGACGGAAACGAAUUCCAAACACUUCACCAGCUUUUGAUCAAGCGAACAGAGAAUGUCGUCUGUCUUGCGGUUGUUGGGGCGGAGAAUCUGUAAUCCAGCGGCGGAGAAAGUGCGUUUGAGCAGUAGCCUAAGCGGUGGUGGAGAUUUUCCAAUCUUAAAUGGACAUAAAGCGGCUCAAGACUUAUCCAAAGAUACUCUAAAAUCCCAAGACAUAACGAAAGAGAAAGAAGGCCAACACAAAGAAGUUAAGAAGGAGUUCAAGAUUUAUAGAUGGAAUCCUGACAAGCCUAACUCUAAACCAUUUCUUCAAUCUUUCUUCGUUGAUCUUUCCUCUUGUGGUCCCAUGGUUUUGGACGUGCUGCAGAAGAUAAAAGCAGAGGAUGAUGCCAGUUUGAGUUACAGAAGAUCAUGUAGAGAAGGGAUAUGUGGAUCUUGUUCAAUGAACAUUGACGGUACUAACACUGUCGCAUGUCUUAAACCCAUAAACCCAAACACGUCAAAGCCCACCAUAAUUACUCCAUUGCCUCACAUGUACGUCAUCAAAGACCUAGUCGUCGACCUCACUAAUUUUUACCAACAAUACAAAUCAAUGGAGCCAUGGUUAAAGACGAGGAAGCCUCCAAAAGACGGACGCGAACACCGGCAAUCACCAAAAGACAGGAAGAAACUAGACGGGCUAUACGAAUGCAUAUUGUGCGCGUGUUGUACCACAUCAUGUCCUUCUUAUUGGUGGAACCCCGAGGAGUUUCCAGGACCUGCGGCUUUACUACAAGCGUACCGUUGGAUCAGCGAUAGGUAAAAAAAAGGUGAAGAUUAAAAGCCAGUCUCUCAAAAACUUGGUUUUCACUGUUCAUUUUUAUUUUGGUUUGACGCAGCCGCGAUGAAUACAGAGAAGAGAGGCUACAGGCAAUAACUGAGAGUGAAACCAAAGUAUAUAGAUGCAGAGCAAUCAAGAACUGUACGGCCACUUGUCCUAAAGGACUUAACCCAGCUAGUGCCAUUUUGAAAAUGAAGUCUAAGCAUUUGCUCUCCGAUCCGUUAGUGAGAACAGAGAGUGUCUAGCUUCAACAUGACUUGGACCGGUCAUAUAUAUUAUGUAAAAGCUCUCUCUCUCUCUCUGGAUACUCAUUGCAAUAAGAAUCAAUGUUUAAAACU